Molecule: messenger RNA, 4317 nt
Organism: Schistocerca cancellata (South American locust)
Lineage: Eukaryota; Metazoa; Arthropoda; Insecta; Orthoptera; Acrididae
Gene: Asciz
Exons: 4
Coding region: 464-2395 (643 amino acids)
Biological process (GO): regulation of transcription by RNA polymerase II
Cellular component (GO): nucleus
Molecular function (GO): DNA-binding transcription factor activity, RNA polymerase II-specific; transcription cis-regulatory region binding
Source: RefSeq, a predicted model, not a curated record
CAGCUCAAUAAUCUUUGUCUAUGAGUUUGAUUGUGAGCAUUGGUGCUGAACGUCAUAUCCGUAAACAACUUUGUUUGUGGUAGUUUUGGAUACUAAUAAAUGUUGUCCUUUAUGCAAAGAUUUAUAAAAAUUUGCGCGGCCAAUUGUUAGUUUAUAUGUGAAGGAAGAACUGGUUUUAUACCAACGUUAUGGCAUCGUCUGCUUCAUGCUAAUCAAUACUGCCGAUUGAUGGACUGUAAUUGUAACGAUGUUUGUUGCAGUAGUUUUUAUUACUGCGGCACAUUCGCAUUGUUCAGCCGUAGGUCAACUGCGUUUGUAUUGGUGCAGUAUUAUUACACAUAUGUAUGCUGCCGGUUGUAGCUAUUUUUCACAGGGAGAGGCUAGAGUGAACUGCUUUUCGUGGAGACUAUUCGAAGUGGCUUGAAUCCCAACCGAUCAACUGUACGAAAAAGUUAACCUCAUAAUGAGUAACUGGACCGUUAAAAAAGUCUGCCCUUUGCCAUCAGAGCUGUCAGGAAUUAAGAAAAAUAUUCCGUGCCCUGAAGAAGGCUGCAGUGGCACAUUUCUUAAUACGUCGAAUUUGGAUAUGCAUCUUAGUAAACAUCAUAAAAAAGCGAAUAUUGAUUUACUGAAGAAAGGCGAUUCACAAACAAUAUUUCAGUAUCAUUGCCCAGUCGAGAAGUGUCUAUAUAAUAUGAAAUCCGAUCGAUUUUUCAAGAACAUGAAAUAUCUGAAGCAGCACUACUUAAAAGUACACGCAGAGAAGAUGUACCUUUGUGAAAAAUGUCACAAGGGCUUUUCGACAGAGACUGCUCAGAGGAAGCAUAUGAGAACUUGUGGGAUGAAAUUUACAUGUUCAUGCAAUUUCUCUUAUGAAUCAUAUGAGGCACUGCUGACACAUGCCAAACGCCAUCGACAUACAUUCGAUGAAAAAUUCAGGUUUUAUGGGAAGAGCAAUGCUGUUCCCAAUGAAGCAGAAGUGUCUAGUAAAGAUAUGCCAAGGCCUUUUGCUGUCCCUAUUCAUCCUCUUGCAGCAGCUACAUUGAGUGAACUCUCACCACACUCAGUUGCUACCACAGUCAGUAGGGCUGUACAGACAGACAGAGUUGCAGAAGCUAAAAGAACAAGAAAAAGUGGUGUCCACCCAAAGGCAUCAAAACGUAAAACCUGUGCUCAGACACAGACAGGUUCUAUACCUCGCAACAGGCACCCAACCACAAGUGCAGAGACUCAAACAAUAGGAGAUUAUAUUCUGAAAAAAGCAAUGAAAGCUGCUGACAUUCCAGUUAGUCACAGAGGUGUUAGUGUUCCCGAAUUAAAGACAGAGACUACUGCAAAGAAAAGAAGAAAGAGUAUGGAAACUCAGACUACACAGCCAGUGGCUAAUUCAGUAUUUAGUAAAUGUAAUGAUGUUAACAUCAGUAUUUCCACUAAUGGGUUCAACAAUAAUCAGAUGUAUAACCAUACAGAAGAUUCUAUACCUGGAUCAGAUAAUUUUACAGCACUGAAUAAUAGUCCCACACCUAAUUUCUCUCUUUUUGAUGGAUCAGACUCAUUUAGCUUGGAUAUUGAUAGUCUUUCGAGCCUCUGGCAGAAAAGCUCUUCAGGCACUCAAACAAGUCCAGUUAGUACAGGCAAUAUUUUACUGAAAGAGGAGAUGUUAAAUCACAGUGUCACUCAGACUGACUGGAAUAACGUACUUCUGGAGUCUAAACCUUUCACACACUCAUCCAGUAAUAUUAAUUCAAGUUCACAAACUGUGAGUGACUUAAGCACCUACUUUGAAAAUCCAGUAGAAACUGGCUUUAUAGAAAAUGCAAAUGAAACUAAUCAUUUCAGUAGCCCCUCUUGCAGCACAGAAUUGAAUGGUGUGCCAGAAUUUCCUGGAGAUUCAAACUAUUCUGAUAGUAACUUGGACAGUAUCUUGACACAGACAGCAGGUCUGUUUGAUGAGAAUUGGUCUUGCAGCACAGAAACACAGACCGAACUUGAUUUUAAUAGCUGCUUUUUUAAUGAUGAUGAUACAUCUUUCACGCAUUACUUUAAUACAGAAACUCAAACCUCUGAAGAUGUCGAUAAUCUGGGACAACUUCUUUAUUCCAAUACAUGUACUCAAACAAAUGAUAUUAACAAACUGUCAGAGUUUGCAGACAUUCAAACUCAGACUGCAGGUCCACAUUUUAGCAAAGAUUCUGUAUUAAUUUCAGCAGAAACUCAAACAGCAAUUUCAGAGACUUCUAAUUCACAGAUUUGCCAUUCAUCUAAGCAACUAGUGAGCAACAAACCUUCUGCAGCUACAGUAUUUAAUGAUAAUGAUGCACAAACAAAUGGAAAUGAGUUUAAAGACUUUAUUAUUGACCUAGUUAAGCGAGAUAUGAAUGAUAAACUUUUAUGAGAGUUGCUAAAAAGCUUUUAGUGAUGCUGACUGUCAUGGAUCACUAAAGGCAUUUUGAUGUUCAACUUGUACUGUCUAGUCAAAGCUUAACCCUGCUUAUUUAAUAUGUGAUAAAAAGCUUUAAAAGUGACACACAGAGAAAAGACAACUAUUUAUGCAUUUAUGUAGAAAACUUGAACAUAUUAGCAAAUACAGUGAUAUUUCCUUGUCUGUUGUUUCCUGUUUAAAGUCACCAAAAUUAUAUAAAGUGCUUCAGAUGUAAAAUUUAAUGCAUAUAUAAAAUUUAAAUAUCACUUAACUCACAAGAGAACCUGAAGAGAGGUUCAUAUGAAGCUGAAUUUCUUUUUAGUUUCAUAUUCUUUUUGUUUUCAAAAUGGUAUUCCAGUGAAUUGCUUAUCAAAUAAGCUAAAGAAUAUUAGUAUGAGAAGAACAAAUCAAUUGUACAUCUCAAAUUGGAUAAAAAGUCCAUAAAAAGAAAAUGAAAACACAAUUUAAUAUAUAUGACUAUUUACUGGGGGCACAUGGCACUUUCAUGCGCUCACACACACACACACACACACACACACACACACACACACACAGUGAGUGAGUGAGGUUAGUAAUGCUUUAUAAAAUGGUUUGGCACAUUGCACCUUGUUGAAAAAGUGAAUUGUUAAAUGUAAGGAAAAAAUACUUCACUUCUAUGUUUUUAAAAUGUCUGACCUCUGUUGAAUGUUGCUUACUGAUCUCAUAAAUAAAUUAUUACCAUAAUUUGUUGUGUUAUAAAGUAUUAUUUGAUAUUUGUAUUAAUGAAUGGGAACUUAUGAAACAAUACUGCUGCUGAUAUGUUCUUUCAUACAGCAUUGUGUUAUAUGGAAAAUCAAAGAGGGGAGAGGUGUCAUGUAUACAGUAAUAAUUGUAAAUCCACUGAUUUGCACUAAGGGUAUUGCAGAUUCCCAUGACAUAUAUGUAAUGUACUUGAUUUUUAACAUACCAACUUGUGGUGCAUGAUCUCAGACUCACUGAAUGUAGUUCCACAGCACCUCAGUGAGGACAUCAUUUAUCUGGUUAGAAGUUCUUAAUGAUUUCAUUACACAACCUGCCAUAUUCUUUUAUAGCUGAUAUUCUUUAAUUUUCAGUAACAAAUUUGUUACAACAUGAACAAAUGACACUAAAGCUUUAGACAGAUAAUCAGGCCAUUUAAUCAGAAUGUGUUGCUUGAAUUUCAUAUUAAGUUUACUACAGUUAAAUUAUGAAUAUGACUGAGUCUGAUGUGGUUGUCACUGACUUGCCAUUUAGAAAACAAAGUUGCUUGUUUUUCGUUAUGUAAACAGUUAAUAUUAACAGAAUUUACAAAAAAAUUAGAAAAAUGUGCUGACAUAGGAAUUUUGGUUCAGUUAGAAGCUGCACAUAAGUUUCUGAAAUGGGACUUUACAAGUGUAAACAAAGGUGAAGUAUGUUAAAAUGGGAAAUACAGGCAAAAGUGACAGAAAAACACAAUAGUACUAACCAUAUUUUGUAUAAUGAAUGUAAUACUGAACACUUACUCUUACUUAGUCAAAGGGUGUGAAACAAACUGUGUUAUUGAGCAAGAUUGUAAUACUUCACACAUGGAACUUAACUGUGAACCAAAUCCAACAUUCAUCUGUCAUUCUUUUGACACUGUGAUUACAUGGCAUAAAAUUUAUGCACUUUGUAUACCAAUGAUGUACUGAUGGUAGUUCCAUGCCGCAUACGAAGACGCAUUGUAACAGAGACUUUCCAUUUAUGACUUUGGAUAUGGUGCUUUAAAAUGUGUGUAACUUAAGAGCUGUGUAUAUUAGUAUUAUGCAUGUAAAUUGGUACUGUAAGUUAUUGCGUAAUCAAGUUUGUUCCUUGAUGAAUGACACACCAACUGCAUCUCGAAUAUCAAAGUAAAGUGUUAAAAAUUAUAAAUUGUAUAA